Molecule: messenger RNA, 1753 nt
Organism: Scomber japonicus (chub mackerel)
Lineage: Eukaryota; Metazoa; Chordata; Actinopteri; Scombriformes; Scombridae
Gene: arl1
Product: ADP-ribosylation factor-like 1
Exons: 6
Coding region: 141-686 (181 amino acids)
Biological process (GO): intracellular protein transport; vesicle-mediated transport
Cellular component (GO): cytoplasm; Golgi apparatus
Molecular function (GO): GTP binding; GTPase activity
Source: RefSeq, a predicted model, not a curated record
UUGACAUGUUUCAAUAAAGGUUUUAAAAAAACAACAAAGCGGAGACGGUGUCGUCAUCAGAGACACGUCCACCACACGGAAGAAGAAGCUGUCCAACCUGCCGCCGCACUGCUGACAUAAGGACCGUCGUAUUAUCAAAAAUGGGUGGUUUCUUCUCCAGUCUCUUCUCUGGCCUGUUUGGCACAAGGGAGAUGAGGAUUUUGAUCCUGGGUCUGGACGGCGCAGGAAAAACAACCAUACUGUACCGGCUGCAGGUUGGAGAGGUGGUCACUACCAUCCCCACAAUCGGCUUCAACGUGGAGACGGUCACGUACAAGAAUCUGAAGUUCCAGGUGUGGGAUCUGGGAGGACAGACAAGUAUCAGGCCAUACUGGCGAUGCUAUUACUCCAACACAGAUGCAGUCAUCUACGUCGUUGACAGCAGUGACCGAGACAGGAUGGGCAUCUCAAAGUCCGAGCUGGUGGCCAUGUUGGAGGAGGAAGAGCUGAAGAAGGCGAUCCUGGUGGUAUUUGCAAACAAACAGGACAUGGAUAUGGCAAUGACACCCACCGAGGUUGCCAACUCUCUCGGCCUCCCCGCCCUCAAAGACAGAAAAUGGCAGAUCUUCAAGACCUCGGCCACCAAGGGCACAGGCCUGGACGAGGCAAUGGAAUGGCUGGUGGAUUCCCUCAAGAGUCGACAGUAAAGACAACCAACGAUUCUGUAUAUACUCCUGACCUUUAACCCUUCUGUAUGAAGCCUUGUGACUGACCCUUUCCCCUCUGGACCAGUGAUCGCACUCCUGCCCUCCUCUCCUCCAACCCACUUGGAGCCUUGGCCAAAUCCCCCACCCCCUUAAUGGUAACGCCUUUCCAGCCUGGGACUGAAGGCUGCAGAAACAUCUGAACUGGACACACAGAGCUCUAUCUUUUCCAACGCUGGCGGGACAAUUGAAGGUUUUAGAAAGCCGUAGGACUGCAGUAUAGCUACGUUUACGUCUUUAGGGAGUGUGUCAAGUGUCAGCCGACAGUCUUAAAAAAAAAAACACCUGCAUACAAACAGUUUAUGGAUUAAGAGGAAUCAGUCAUCAGUAAAACAGGCUGACCCUCUACAGAAUUUUCUGAAAUCAUGAGUCUUCACUGGACACUGCUUCAGUCACCUUCUUCUCAUUAGAAGAACAGAAGGGUUGCGAUGCCAUGAAGAUCCACUAGGAGGCAGUGUUUUCUCCAUGAAGGCACAAACCUCAUUAGUGUGACAGAUGGAAUCAGAGAAUAAAUGUCAAUACUCUUCCUGACCUGAGCAACCUGAGACGACUACAUCACCAAGGAACUGCUUAUUGACAAGUCAUUAGACAAUUUCCAAUAGUAUUAUGGAAUAUCUGUGCAAGAUUGAUAUGAAAUGUUCUUAUUUGCUUUCGCUAAUUGCAAAGUGAAAAGAAUUUGGCUUCAGUGUGGAAAACAUCUGUAUGUCUUCAGGCCACCACGUGUUACUGCAGCCUGUUUUUGUACUACAGUUAGGCAGAUGCAAUGAUAUGGAUUUCCAAUUCUUUUCCCCCCCUUCUGUUCAUUUGUGGUCCCAAUUUAUUUUUGAAUAAUUUAGUAGGUCUGUUUUUUUUCAUUUUUCAUUUGAAAUCCUCGAGUGCAGCUUUUGGCAUAUUAGACAUUUAGUUACUGAACACUAACUUGUAUGCUCAAAGUUUUAUGGUUGCAUAUUUAUAUCUGCUUGUACAGUGAAAGUGAUUCUCAGUAAAGAUUGCUAUCAGUGAUUGUACCA